UGUAGUAUAUUCUUGAUUCUUCUUUGCGGUUUGUGAUAUUAUAGAUAAAAUCUUUUGAUUCUGUUAAAAGGGUUUUAUAAUUGUUGUAUUUCUGCAGAAAACAAGCAACUGGGGUGCCGUUUAAGUUGAGAAAAUUUUCAGAAAUCAUCUUGAGAGGUGGGAAUUUGGCGGCAAAAGAGAGAUUUUUUUGGGUUAAUUUUAAUUACUCCAUCUGGGUUUAAGUUAUAGUAGAAAGUUUCAGCGAAAAUGGUAACUAAAACAGUGGAUCUCCGUUCGGAUACAGUGACCAAACCAACUGAAUCCAUGAGGGCUGCCAUGGCUAAUGCUGAAGUUGAUGAUGAUGUAUUGACAUAUGAUCCAACCGCCUUCCGAUUAGAAUCAGAAAUGGCAAAAGUCACGGGCAAGGAAGCUGCCUUAUACGUUCCAUCGGGCACAAUGGGUAACCUCAUUAGUGUCCUUGUUCAUUGUGAGAUAAGGGGAAGUGAAGUCAUUCUUGGAGACAAUUCUCAUAUACAUAUUUAUGAGAAUGGAGGCAUUUCGACAAUUGGUGGUGUGCAUCCAAGGACAGUAAAGAACAACAAAGAUGGAACAAUGGAUAUCGAUUUAAUUGAAGCUGCCAUCAGAAAUCCAAAAGGGGAGCUUGUGUACCCAACUACCAGGCUUAUCUGUUUGGAGAAUACACAAGCAAACUGUGGCGGGAAAUGCCUUUCUGUAGAAUAUACCGACAGAGUUGGGGAGCUAGCCAAGAAGCAUGGUCUAAAGCUUCACAUUGAUGGAGCUCGAAUUUUCAAUGCAGCAGUUGCACUCGGUGUACCUGUUCAUAGGCUUGUACAAGCUGCUGACUCAGUUUCGGUAUGCCUAUCAAAAGGUCUGGGAGCUCCAGUUGGUUCUGUUAUUGUUGGUUCUAAAAGCUUUAUCGACAAGGCUAGAAGGCUCAGGAAAACCUUGGGUGGGGGGAUGAGACAGAUUGGCAUCCUUUGUGCUGCUGCCUUGGUCGCUUUACAAGAGAAUGUUGGAAAGCUCGAGUCUGAUCACAAGAAAGCCAGAAUAUUAGCAGAAGGAUUGAAUCAAAUUAAGGGUUUAAGAGUUGAUGUUGAUUCAGUGGAGACAAAUAUCUUAUAUUUUGACAUAGAGGAGGGCGCAAAAAUCAAAGGAGACAAUCUAUGCAAGAACUUGGAAGAACAUGGUGUACUCGUGAUGCCAGAGAGCUCAUCAAGAAUUCGAAUUGUUCUCCACCAUCAAAUUUCAGCUAGUGAUGUGCAGUACACAUUGUCAUGCUUUCAGCAAGCUUUGAGUGGAGCACAUGAAGAAAAUGGGAACUAGCGGGAGAACUUGUAAUCUUUCACUUUUAAAAGUGCUUCCAUAAAGUUAAAAAAAAAAAUGUUAAAAUCUUUCUUGUCAAAUCUAUUAAGAGACAUUGAUUACUGUCUAAGAACUCAUAACUGCACCAAGCCCUUGCUAGUUAUCAACAUUUAGCAAGUUUCUAUAAAAUGCAUUUUAUUUAUUUAA
This is a messenger RNA of Pistacia vera, 1509 nucleotides long. Its product is annotated as probable low-specificity L-threonine aldolase 1. Gene Ontology annotation, biological process: glycine biosynthetic process; L-threonine catabolic process. The record is from RefSeq and is a predicted model, not a curated record. Gene Ontology annotation, cellular component: cytosol. NCBI's taxonomy places the organism in Eukaryota, Viridiplantae, Streptophyta, Magnoliopsida, Sapindales, Anacardiaceae. Bases 247 to 1323 code for a protein of 358 amino acids. Gene Ontology annotation, molecular function: L-allo-threonine aldolase activity. The transcript is spliced from 10 exons.